UUUUAUUAGGUCAUUGUGCCGAACCGAGCAACUUCACCCCAUAUAUUCCGUAACCUUUUCAUCGUUUUGAAAAUCCCCCUUGAAGUUGUUUCCACCUACGGUUCCUCGGUACGGUCUUAUCAUGGCCCUCCACGAGGCCGGUGGACUGGUCGACCCCACAGCUAGCCUGGUUCCCACCCCAAUUCUUCCUUUAGAGUCGGACUCGCCAACAUCUGCUCCUUCAUUCAUUGAGAAUUCGUCAAGCAUAUCCUCGUCCGGAAAGAAUGAACAAUCCUAUGACUUUAAGCAGGCACUCAGAGACCUCAUGAAACACCGUCAAGAUGAAGGAAUAAAGGACCGUCAACUUGGUGUCAUGUUUAAGGAUCUGCGUGUCGUUGGUGCAGGUUCUCGCACCUCGUUCCAGCCCACGGCGGGCUCACUUUUCCAUCCCUCAACGCUUCUGGCCAAGAUAAGGGAAAUUCGCCAUCCUUCCAUCAGAGAUAUUUUGUCUGGAUUCGAGGGUGUGGUCACUCCUGGCGAAAUGCUGCUGGUCCUUGGCCGUCCCGGCGCAGGGUGCUCGACCUUGCUCAAGACAAUCGCUAACCAACGUGGGGAGUAUCAUGCUGUUGAGGGUCAGAUUUUCUAUGAUUCGUUCACCUCAGAGGAGAUAUAUGACUCCUUCCGCGGCGAUAUUACUUACUGCCCGGAGGACGAUAUCCACUUCCCGACGCUGACCGUCGACCAGACGCUCUCUUUUGCUGUUAGAAACCGUACUCCUGAAACCCGUCUUUCCAACCAGACACGCGAGGACUACGUUGAGGAUACCACCACGAUGCUGAUGAAAGUUCUUGGUCUCUAUCGUUCGAAACACACACUAGUUGGUAAUGCCCAGAUUCAAGGUGUCUCCGGGGGCGAGAGAAAGCGAAUUUCUAUCGCAGAAACUUUAGGCUCUGCAGGUUCACUUGGUGCAUGGGAUAAUUCUACUCGUGGACUAGACUCCUCGACUGCCCUUGAGUUCGUCCGGGCCUUACGUUUUAUCACAGACGCCAGGCGUACAACGACGAUUGUCUCGCUCUACCAGGCGGGCGAGCCAUUAUACGAUCUGUUUGAUAAGGUUUGUGUUAUCGCGGAAGGGAAGAUGGCCUAUUUUGGCCCAGCAAAGUCGGCGAAAGAUUACUUUAUUGGUAUGGGCUUCGAACCGCAAAACAGACAGACUACCCCCGAUUUCUUAGUUGCAGUCACGGAUCCGCACGGGAGGAAGAUCCGCCCUGGAUACGAGAGCUCUGUUCCGCGAACGGCAGAGGAACUUGCUAGCUUUUUCAUGACUUCUGACCUCGGUCGUCAGAAUCAGGAAGCCAUUGAACGGCGCCGCGAGCAAUGGGUUGGCAAUCACGAACACAAGCAGGCAUAUCUGGCCAGCGUGGCCGCUGAACAUGGCAACACAUCUAGCGUGUAUAUGACCUCUACCUUCCAGCAAGUCAAAGUGGUCACGAAGCGCAGCGUGCAAAUCAUCAUUGGUAAUAAGUUCGAGUUCUUUAUGCGACUGGCUUCCCAAAUCUUUCAAGCGAUAAUUAUGGGCACCGUUUUUCUGGACACUCCAAAUGACACCUCUGCCUACUUCUCUCGUGGAGGUGUUCUGUUCUUCUCCCUCUUCUUCAGUGCUAUUACGUCUGUUUCAGAAGUUCCAGCUCUUUUUUUCCAGCGUCCGAUCGUGCUUCGUCACCAGAAAGCCGCGUUAUAUUACCCUUUUAUUCAGAGUCUCGCGCACACCAUAGUGGAUAUUCCGGUCACUUUGAUCGUCCAACUUGUGUUCGCUGUAAUACUCUACUUCCUGGUCGGGUUGCAACGUUCUGCUUCGCAAUUUUUCAUUUUUUACCUUUUCAUCUUCUUAAUGUCACAAACCAUGAAAUCAUUCUUUAGAGCUAUUGCUACAAGUUUUAAAACUCGUCCUAGCGCACUAGCUGUCAGCGGUAUCUUUAUCCUCUUAAUGUCGCUCUAUGGUGGGUACACAGUUCCGUGGCCAACUGCUCCAAAGGGCUUAAGGUGGAUCAUGUGGUUGAAUCCAUUGUGGUGGUCGCUCGGUGGACUUCUUGUGAACGAGUUUCAUACAAUCGACGCAGUUUGCUCCACUCUUGUCCCACAGGGUCCGGGGUAUGAGAAUGUUUCACUAGCAAACCAGGUCUGCACGACUGUCGGGUCGCAGCCCGGACAGCUUCUCGUCGAUGGCAACAUCUAUAUUGCAUUGACGUUUGACGUUUGGUAUAGUCAACUUUGGAGGAAUUUUGGUGUCCUUUGCGCCUUCUACCUUGGGUUCUUGGCCGUUUUCCUGGUUGCCACAGAAUUCAAUACUCUGUCUACUGCAGACAGUGCUGUCGUUCUCUUCAAGCAAGGAACUUGUGCUGUCGAUGGGGAUUCUAAGGUCUUUGACGAGGAAAAGGCUGAUGCAGAGUUUCUUUCUAAACCCCUCUCUGGAGUAGCAAAUCCCUCGACUUCCGUCAAUCUCGAGGAGGUUAAGGACCUCUUCACGUGGCAGCACGUGCAAUAUGACAUCCCCAUUGAAGGAGGGACGAAACGUCUUCUUGAUGAUGUCACGGGCUUUGUUGCUCCUGGAAAACUCACUGCAUUAAUGGGUGAAUCUGGAGCUGGCAAGACAACGCUUUUGAAUGUCCUUGCACAACGUGUCGGUAUUGGUUUGGUAACUGGCGAACGAUUCUUUGGCGGGCAGCCGCUCCCCAUAGACUUCCAAGCUCAGACUGGCUACUGCCAACAACUUGACACCCACCUUCCCGAGGCGACUGUCCGUGAAGCGCUCCUUUUCUCUGCUAAUCUUCGCCAGCCACAAUCAGUUCCUCUCGCUGAGAAAGAAGCAUACGUUGACAAGUGCCUUCAAAUGUGUGGUCUAGAGGAGUAUGCUGAUGCUAUUGUUGGCUCUCUUGGGGUUCAGCACCGUAAACGCACCACCAUUGCAGUGGAGCUCGCUGCCAAGCCCAAACUUCUACUCUUCUUGGAUGAGCCUACAUCUGGCCUUGACUCGCAAUCCGCCUGGGCCAUCGUAAAUGUACUUCGUGAGCUUGCUGACCGUGGUCAGGCUAUUCUCUGCACAAUCCAUCAACCUUCGGCGGAACUCUUCCAGGUCUUUGACAGAUUACUGCUCCUUCGCAAGGGUGGACAGACGGUCUACUUUGGCGACAUUGGCGAGAACUCGUCGACCAUGCUAAAUUACUUUGAGCGUAAUGGUGCUCCACGCUGCGGCUCUGACGAUAAUCCGGCGGAAUACAUGCUUGAUGUCAUAGGUGCUGGGGCAACUGCAGUCUCUACCACUGAUUGGUACAAUGUCUGGAAGUGCUCACAAGAAGCGGCGCAGCUUCAAGACCAUAUCGACGACUUGCAUCAACAGGGUCGUUCUCACCCACAGAAGCUUGGCAAACAGUACUCUGUCUUCACCACCUCAUGGUUGCAUCAGUUCGUUAUGCUCACCCACAGGAAUUUCCAAGCAUACUGGCGCAAUCCUACGUAUAUUCGCGCCAAGUUUAUCCUUAAUAUCGCUGGUGGCCUUCUUGUGGGCUUUACAUUCUUUCAGGCAAAUGACUCGUUGCAAGGCACCCAAAAUAAGCUAUUCUCAGUCUUCCUCUCCCUUGUGCUCUGUGUUCCCCUCGUCCAUCAGCUUAUGGCUGUCUACAUCGACAUUCGCACAGUGUACGAGGUACGCGAACGUCCCACUAGAAUGUAUAACUGGACUGCUCUCGUCAUGUCCCAGCUUGUCGCUGAGCUUCCUUGGAAUAUCACAAGUUCAGCAAUAUUCUUUUUGUGCUGGUACUGGACCGUUGGAUACCCUACAGGCCGGGCUGGUUACACGUUCCUCGCCCUCUCCAUCGCCUUCCCGUUCUACUAUACCACGCUUGGACAUGGUAUCGCAUCCAUGGCACCAACCGCUCCAGUUGCAUCCAUAUACUUCACAACUCUCGUUAUCUUCAUGCUGAUCUUUGAUGGCGUCGUUCAGCCGUUCUUCGAGCUGAACUGGUGGAAAUGGAUGUACAGGGCCUCUCCCUUCACGUACAUAAUCCAGGGCCUUCUUGGUCAAGCUGUUGGCGGUCAAACCAUUAUCUGCUCCUCUACGGAACUAGUCUCCGUGAACCCGCCGAUGGGUAUGACCUGCAGCGAGUACAUGGAUCCGUUUCUCAAAUUCGCUGGUGGCUACCUCACAAACCCCGGAGCUGCAGAGGGCUGCCAGUACUGUCCCUACAAGACCACUGACGAGUAUAUGUACUCGAGGUUCAACAUUGAAUACAGUGAUCACUGGCGAAACCUGGGCAUUAUCUUUGCAUUCGCUGCGUUUAAUAUCAUUGCGAUCUUCUGGCUCACGUAUUCAAUGCGCAUUCGCAGUGUUAGCGUGUUUACUUCUCUUAAGCAGAGGUUAGCUCGUGGCAAAUUACGUUAGAUUCGUUUGCAUCGUACUGCAUUCGAUCCUGCCCUUCCGACUCCAGCGCCGCAGUACUCACAUAGAGCUCACUUAAUACCACCAGGAUGU
This is a messenger RNA of Suillus fuscotomentosus, 4507 nucleotides long. Its product is annotated as ABC-2 type transporter-domain-containing protein. The record is from RefSeq and is a predicted model, not a curated record. Gene Ontology annotation, molecular function: ATP binding; ABC-type transporter activity; ATP hydrolysis activity. Lineage: Eukaryota; Fungi; Basidiomycota; Agaricomycetes; Boletales; Suillaceae. The coding region runs from base 122 to 4417 and encodes 1431 amino acids. Gene Ontology annotation, biological process: transmembrane transport. Gene Ontology annotation, cellular component: membrane. The transcript has 21 exons.